UCUAAUAGGAUUUACCUGUAGUGACAGACCGCCAAGAAAUCACUUCAUCCCCUCUUGUCCAUCUGCUUUCUUGCCCAUCUUAUGCCUAUGUGUCACCCAGCGAUGAGUUAUGUAUCACGGAAUUCUAACCAAUCUACUCGAGUUCCCCAUCGUGGCCCUCCUUGCUGGCUGGAAAUCCCGCCCCUCCGCCGUGGCCCACUUUGAAACCAAAUCCCUCACCUGUGACCUUUGGUUGGCCCUGACCUCUCAGUUCUUCGCCCAACCUUUUUCUCCUCCAGAAUGUACCUCUUUUGUCGGCAAAAUAGCGUCGAUCACAAAGCCAACACCGGCCUUGGUCUGGCCACCGCCCGCGUCUGACAGCAGCAUGGUCUCACCCUGAUUGUCAAUGCGGUUGAUCCAGCCUUGUUCAAAAACCCGGGGCUUCAGAAGUUGGUGUUUUCCCCAGCGAGGUUAAUCGGCAACGUCAUGGCCAGUCUGGCAGGAAGUACGAUGACUCGGGGGGCGUGGGCGUAUGUCGAUGCGGUAGAUGCGAAGGGAGAGGAGAGUCAUGGAAGAUUGGUGAGAAAUUGGGAGAUCGAUUCGGGACACCACAUGAUGAAUACAGAGGAAGGAAAGAAGGUUGAAGCUAAGCUCUGGUCCGAGACUAUGGAGGAGUUGGAAAGGGUUGCAGGUGUCAGGGCAUUUCUGGGAGUGCAACAGCAGUAAAAGGGGUACUUGAAACACGGACAGGCAGAAAGUUAUCAAGACUGGCACACCUAAGUCACUAGAUAGUUGCGAGUUGUGAACGCAACGGACCAGCAGUGGCAAUCUAGAUAGGCAUCGGACCCCCGCCCGUACCGGCAUGACUAAAGCCAUAAGCCCC
Molecule: messenger RNA, 862 nt
Organism: Podospora pseudopauciseta
Lineage: Eukaryota; Fungi; Ascomycota; Sordariomycetes; Sordariales; Podosporaceae
Exons: 2
Coding region: 466-705 (79 amino acids)
Source: RefSeq, a predicted model, not a curated record